This is a messenger RNA of Chenopodium quinoa (quinoa), 789 nucleotides long. RefSeq lists its product as uncharacterized. The transcript has a single exon. The record is from RefSeq and is a predicted model, not a curated record. Lineage: Eukaryota; Viridiplantae; Streptophyta; Magnoliopsida; Caryophyllales; Amaranthaceae. Bases 1 to 789 code for a protein of 262 amino acids.
AUGGAGAGCCAAUUGGCUCAAAUUGCACAACAAGUUGGAAGUUCAUACUCCAAUCCUAGUGGUCACUUUCCAAGCUCAACGGUAGUGAAACCAAAGAAGCAAGCUAAGGCUAUUAAAUUGAGAUUGGGAAGAGGUUAUGAGGGCCGGGUUAUGAGUGAAGAGGAGCCACAAAAGAGAGAUAAGGGAGUUGUGGUGAGAAGUGAGGAUAAUUUUGAAAAUGAAGUAAUUGAAGUUAAGAGAAAAGAGAAACAAAAGAGUGAUGAGGGAGCCACAAAGAAAGAUGAGGGAGAUGAAGAAAGAAUAGAAAAGCCCCCUAUGAGAGUAUAUAAGCCCCCCAUUCCGUUUCCUCAUAGAAUUGUAGAGAAAAAGUUGAAUGAGAAGUUUUCAAAAUUUCUUGAAGUCAUGAGAGGACUUCAAGUGAACAUCCCCUUUCUUCAUGCUAUGUCACAAAUGCCUACCUACGCAAAAAUUUUGAAGGAUCUUCUAUCCAACAAGAGUAGUCUUGAAGAGAGUGUAACCAUCUCCCUUCCUAAGGAGGUGAGUGCAAUCAUUCAAAACGAGCUUCCCCAAAAGCUUGGUGACCCUGGUAGCUAUGCAAUACCGGUGAAGAUUGAAGAUUUGGAAUCUAUGGAUGCUUUGUGUGAUCUUGGGGCAAGUGUGAGCUUGAUGCACUAUUCUAUUGCAAAAAUUUUGAAAGUUGGGGACUUGAAACCAACAAGAAUGUCCUUACAACUAGCCGACCGCACAGUUAGGCUACAUUUGGGGAUUCUUGAAGAUGUGCCGGUUUAA